Molecule: messenger RNA, 183 nt
Organism: Suillus paluster
Lineage: Eukaryota; Fungi; Basidiomycota; Agaricomycetes; Boletales; Suillaceae
Exons: 1
Source: RefSeq, a predicted model, not a curated record
UUCCCCUGCUUACUCGACGGUUGCAGCCAGGUGUGUUACAGUAUCACCGAUCUUGCACGUCACCGGCAGUCCCUUAGACAUUGUCCUCCCGAAUACACGUGCUUGGGUUGCCAACACACGUUUACUCGACCGGAUGCUUUGAAGAGGCAUCUCAACGGAAAGCCUGCCUGCAAACAGGCGCAU